CCGCGAGAUUUCUCCAUAAACUUACUGUCCAAACAAGUACCGCUCAUCGCCCCCGCAACAUACCGCUCCCUUACCCCAUAGUCUUUCUUCCUCGUUCAGAUUGACUAUCUCCGAGACAUUUGCGACGUCGCCGCACUGAUCCUCCCGCCCUUAUUGAAACCGUAGCCUCAACCAUUUCUCCUCUCCGACCGACGCUUUCGUCAACCUCCCAACUCUCCUCCAUAAUAUCCGCAAAAUGUCGAAGGAAUUCACCUACGCUGAGGUCAAGGGCCACGCCACAAAGAAGGAUCUGUAUCUUGUGAUACACGACAAAGUCUACGACGCCUCGAGCUUCGUGGACGAGCAUCCUGGUGGCGAGGAGGUUCUCGUCGACGUUGGCGGCCAAGAUGCGACAGAGGCAUUUGAGGACGUCGGUCACAGCGAUGAAGCACGCGAGGUCCUAGCCGGCCUGCUUAUCGGGACAUUGAAGAGGAUGCCUGGCGACCCAGAGCCAAAAGCUCAGGCCUACCCAACCUCUAGCAGCGGUUCCUCGUCCUCCGGUGGUAAUGCAGGAAUGGGAGUCGGCCUGUAUGCCAUCCUUCUCGUUGGCGGUGCCCUUGCUUUCGGCGCAUACAAGUACUUCGAAGCUGGUAAGGUUCUUCGACGUUGACGAGAUUCGUAUGCUCAGACAUAUAAUCGCAGCAUGAUUGAAACAAGACGAAAUCUAGACUUGUGUGUUGAGGAGUAGGCGACAGCAUGAGGAGGCCAUUGGCGACAGAUGAACAGAGAAUAUCGGCGACGGCGUUUCGAUCCUUGGAAUAGUAGCGUGAUGGUGUACGAUACCGAAACCUGAUGGUCGGUGACACAUAUUGCAUUCAGCAGUCCUAGCCAAUUAGACACGUCAUGUAUAAACUUCGUGGCCUUUCCGGCCUCAUCCAA
Messenger RNA from Verruconis gallopava, 918 nucleotides. RefSeq lists its product as uncharacterized. The transcript has 3 exons. The coding region runs from base 236 to 649 and encodes 137 amino acids. Gene Ontology annotation, molecular function: heme binding. Gene Ontology annotation, cellular component: endoplasmic reticulum membrane; intracellular membrane-bounded organelle. The record is from RefSeq and is a predicted model, not a curated record. Gene Ontology annotation, biological process: sterol biosynthetic process. Lineage: Eukaryota; Fungi; Ascomycota; Dothideomycetes; Venturiales; Sympoventuriaceae.